Molecule: messenger RNA, 3536 nt
Organism: Scatophagus argus
Lineage: Eukaryota; Metazoa; Chordata; Actinopteri; Scatophagidae
Product: G-protein coupled bile acid receptor 1-like
Exons: 2
Coding region: 434-1483 (349 amino acids)
Biological process (GO): chemical synaptic transmission; G protein-coupled receptor signaling pathway, coupled to cyclic nucleotide second messenger
Cellular component (GO): dendrite; membrane
Molecular function (GO): neurotransmitter receptor activity; G protein-coupled serotonin receptor activity
Source: RefSeq, a predicted model, not a curated record
GAAGAAGAGCAGAAAGUUAGUAGGUGAAGGGCUGCAGGUAGGCGGACACUGCUGCUUCAUCUUCAUCAUGAUCAGUGUGUCCAUCUCAGGAAAAAACAGGCAUUAAGUGUAGCUGCUGUCACCUCCUCCCUCCUCCUCCUCCUGCUCCAGUGUGCACUUCCCCUUUAAAGUAUCUGAGAGGAACAGCCUUGCACUUGGCUUCUCGAUCUGUCUCUCUUGUAGUUUGUGGUGAGGACUCGGAAAGGCUGCCGCUGACGACUUGUGUGAAAGGAUCUCAAAGGAUAAAAGUUAGUUUAGGGUGGAGUCUACACCGUCUACUUGUGGAUAUGUCAAGCAGGGGAAUAAGUUAUCAGGAGAGUGAUCAGAAACUGUAGUGCUGGAGUGUUCUUCCUGAGGGUAGCUGCACCCUGGUGGGACUGGAGCCCAGUUGUUAAUGAGAGGAAGCCUGCAGAUUUCACACAUGAUGGAUUUCAACGACUCUCAUGCGUUGCUCUCUGGUGAGCAGCUCAUCUAUGCGAUCACGGUGCCACUGUCGACCUCCAUCAUCCUGGCCAACCUUGUCAUCAUCUUGGGCAUCGUCUGGAACCGUCAGCUCCACAACACGCCCAACUACUUCUUCCUCAGCCUGUUAGUGGCGGAUCUGUGCACAGGCGUGGCGCUCCCUUUCAUACCAUUAAUGGGUCUGAAACGGGAGCUGAGUUUCAACUCCUGUAUGGUGGCUCACACUUUCCCAAACUUCCUCUUCCUUGCGUUCCUUUUAAAUCUGGUAAUGGUCCACUAUGAGCGCUACAUUUGUAUCGUAGACCCCCUGCAUUACAAUACCUUGUGGGUGCAUCGCAGUUUUCCUCUGGCGUUGCUUGUGGUGUGGGCUCCACCUCUUCUGUAUGCAUCUCUACCUGCUUUUGGGUGGAAUAACUGGACAGGGCCAGACUGGAAUGACUGUUGUAGUCAAAACAUUACACCAACUACAUACUGUUCAACAAAUGGAACCGCAUGCUGCUCAUACAGGCGAGUGUUCCCCAACGCUUUUAUCUACUUGGAGGUGUAUGGACUUGUUUUACCUGCUAUUCUUACCAUUGCUGGCAUGACUGGCCGAGUUUUAUGGAUCACCAGAGGCCAGAUGAAGGAUAUCUGCCGUCUCCAUCGUUCAGUGGAGCGUGGAAGUCAGGCCUCAGACCGAGAGCAGAAGCUGAACCUGCGUUACACUCGCUGCGUUGUGGCGGUGUCACUCACGUUUCUGGCAUGCUGGGUUCCCUACCUCAUCUACAUGCACGUCUGCAUCGCGUUCCUGAUCAGCGACACCAAGUGGAAGUCCACCACGCACAUCGUGUUGUCGUGCACUGGCAUCGGAAGCAUGGCCGUGGUGCCGCUGGUGCUCGGCCUGGCCAACAGGCAGUACACAGUACCCGCGUAUAAACUUUUCCAGAAACUCCGGGACAGAUGGGGGCCAGGGAUGCAGGGAUCAGCAGAGGCGGCAGUCUGAGGAAAUAAUAAUGAAUAGGAAUCUUUAUGAAGAUGAGUCUGCAAGAAAUGCUGUUGAUAGAGUUGAUGAACAUCUUGUCUGCUAGGAGGGAAUAUGGCAUUACUGUCAAAAAACAUUUGCUUUCACAAUUUAUUCAUCAAUGUUUAUCACCAUUCCUUAAGAAAAAGGCCAGAUAUUAUUUUAAAGUUGGGUUUGGAAAUGUAAUGUCUGCCAUUUCUGAAAUGUUACCAUUACAUUUUCCUAAUUUAACUGAUAAUAUUAAUGUGCCAGGCGAUUUUCUCAAACAAGACUGAAGCCUCAUCCAAAGAUUCAUUUUAUAGGAGGAGGAGGGGAUUAAAUUAUGCACUGUGCUUCUCUGUAAUUUAAUGAGGUUGUCUAACUUGUUGUUCCAGCUGCCAUUUUAACCAUUGUUAAACUGCAGGACUUGGUCUGUAAUAGACAUGCAUAUUUUGCAGUGGCCUAGCUCUCCUGAUGGCUUUUAUUUUAGUCUGCCAGAAAAGCAAUUUCCCAAUAGGCCUGUAUGUUGGUGUUUGCAUGUUUCCAACCUCAGUGAACUGAUUUAAAUAACGGAGAGUGAAAAGCAGGUGGGAUUAAAAACACACACCAGCACGGUAAAUGUUAAACCCACCCUAGCAGAGAAAUAAAUCCAGAUCUGGAUAGAAACACCUUCACACUAAGAAAGAAAGAAAAGUUAAAUGCCCUCUACAAGUGUUGUACAUCCUAUAAAGACACUCAGUAUGUCCUCAUUUCUCUUUGUGCUGCCUGCUGUGGACGUCAGUUUAACCAGCCGUAGAUUUUCUGUGUCUGUCAGCCAUCACUAGUGUUCAUCUUUAUACUGGUAUGCAAGCUGAAGAUGGGUGAAGGAUGCACCUGCAGUCUGUAAUGCGUCUAAAAGACAAUGAGACAUGUGGGCUUCAGCAAGAACAUACAGGAAAGAGACAUGAGCUGAAAACCAUGUUUUCAAGUUCAACCUGAGUUCCCAGUUUCUUUCCCAUUUAGAUGAAUGUUACAGGAAGGUUAAGUCUGCAAAAGCAGGCUGCCCGCACUUCAGAGAAACAUCUGCUACUUGCAAAUUGUAUUUGAGGACUAAAAGUUUUAUUUGCUGUGAAGAGACAUUCAAGGGAAAUUAGAUUUUUAUUUGAUUAAACAUGGAAUGUUAUGCAACUUGUUUCACCCAGUCAACGUGUGGUCUUAAAUGUGUGCUUACAAUAUGUGGGUGGAAAAGAGACAGACUGCAAAGGAAAAGCAGACUUUAAUCAAAUUAAAAAGCAAACAGGCUCUGAACAGUUGGUGGACUUUAGAAGACAUCACAGGUCAGGGUACACCGUGUAUUGUUUGUGUCGCUUUGCUAAGCCGUGUUCCAGUAUGUUUUCCACAUUGGAAUAUUAAGUACUCAUGUGUCCACAAGACGGAGGAGAACCGGGAGAGGAGGAGGAGGAGGAGGAGGAGGAGGAGGGAAAAAUAAGAACAGGACGAGACUGUCGGGCUCCAGCUCCUAAUGAAUGAGUGCUGUCUGGGUCAAGCAGAAAGCAUCUGACUUGUUUUAUCUAUCACACAUGCUGUACCAAAACUGUGUGGCAUCUAAGCAGCAGAAAAUAUGCUUAUUUGCUUUCUGAAUUAAUAAGAUUUAUGUUAUUUAUGAUUUAUGUUUCAGCUCGCUAUGUUAGUUGAAGCUAGCAGCCUGUUAGCUUAGCUUAGCCUGGAAGCUAGCCUGUCUCUGCCUGAAACUACCAAAACCUGCCUGACAACAUUUCCAAAAUGUGUUAAUAGACAGGUUGUGUCUUGGUUAUUAAAAAAGGAAGCGUAAAAACAUUUUCCACUUAAUGUGGGAUUUUGUUCCAAUAAACCAUUAUGUUGCUAACUGUCAUUUUUUUACACUUCUCUUGGCCUCAGCUACAUGUUUACUUCACAGACAUGAGUGGUAUGAAUCAGUAUGUAACUCUGGGUGACAAAAGCAAAUUAGCACAUUCACCAAAGUGUCGAAAUAUUUCUUCAAGUAUGUAUAACCUGUGUGUGUGUUUGUGUGAAAGAAAAAGAGAACAGUCAUGUUGUU